AACAUUGUGAAAACAAACAAAUAAAAAUAAAAAAAAAGAGCGGCGCAAUGCCACGUCCAUUAAAAACAACUUAUGGUGAUCAGAAACCGCCGUAUUCAUAUAUAUCUCUGACUGCAAUGGCUAUCCUGCAGUCGCCGCAGAAAAUGUUAUCGCUCAGUGAUAUAUAUCGCUUUAUUAUGGAACAAUUUCCAUAUUAUCGUAACAACAUGCAAAAAUGGCAAAACUCAUUGCGACAUAAUUUAAGUUUCAACGACUGCUUCAUAAAAGUGCCUCGUAACAUUAGCAAAGCCGGCAAAGGUUCUUACUGGACCCUUCAUCCAAAGGCAUUCGAUAUGUUUGAAAACGGCAGUUUGUUGAGGCGACGCAAGCGAUUCCGAGUCAAACAUCUUGAUGAGGAUUUCUUAAAUUCGAAACUGACAACAACAUCUGCAUAUAUCAAAUUCAUCAACGAUCCAAGUAAAGUUCAUCAAAAAUCAACAACAACUAGUAGCAGUUUCCAUCAAAACUGGAUGCUUGAAAGUGCAGCACAAAAUACUCUAAAUCAACAAUGCAAAUACCCUAUAGGAAAUGAAAGUGAAUUCGUCGAAAGUAUGCCAACACGUCCCAAGCGAGCAUUUACCAUUGAGAGUCUAAUUGCUCCGGACAUAGAAGCCACUAACGAUGAAAGAUCUUGUCAAUCUGUUCACAGAAAGCAUGGAGCAACAAACAGCCGAUAUCCACAAGUUAAUUCUGAUUCAAAUCAAAGCGCGCACCAGUUUCUACUGUCGAACUUUAAUCAAUUAAUUACACAGCAGCAUAUUUAUUUACCCACAAUCGCGUAUCAGUUAUAUAAUCCGCAACAAACUUUAAAUGCUAUGUAUAUGUAUCAGAAUAAGCACUUGUAUGAUCGUCACAGCUCAUUCCGAUUAAAUGGACCGUUAUCCGUAUUUUAAUGAAAAUCAUAUCAUAUAAAAGUUAUACACAUUUAGAUAAACAUAUUCUUAAACAUCAGGCAUAUUGACUAAGCUUGUUUUGUGAUAAUUCAUUACUUAAUAAAAUAUCCACAUUUUGUCAAAAGCUCAAUGAAAAAGUAAA
Molecule: messenger RNA, 1074 nt
Organism: Drosophila grimshawi
Lineage: Eukaryota; Metazoa; Arthropoda; Insecta; Diptera; Drosophilidae
Gene: fd96Cb
Product: fork head domain-containing protein FD5
Exons: 1
Coding region: 48-932 (294 amino acids)
Biological process (GO): anatomical structure morphogenesis; regulation of transcription by RNA polymerase II; cell differentiation
Molecular function (GO): DNA-binding transcription factor activity, RNA polymerase II-specific; RNA polymerase II cis-regulatory region sequence-specific DNA binding
Source: RefSeq, a predicted model, not a curated record